Molecule: messenger RNA, 546 nt
Organism: Arabis nemorensis
Lineage: Eukaryota; Viridiplantae; Streptophyta; Magnoliopsida; Brassicales; Brassicaceae
Source: the annotation of a GenBank genome assembly
AUGGUUUCUGAGUCAAAGGGGAGGAGUUCAUAUAGAGAGCCCAUAUAUAACAAGAACAGGAGCAUGAGCAAAUCUAACAAAUUUGCUAACUUGGAGUGCCAUUAUUGUCAUAAGAAAGAGCACAUGAAGAAGGAUUGCUGGAAGUUGAAAAAGGAUAGCAAACUUGGAAAGAAGCAAAAAGAUGGUGAAGAUCGGGUGAUUGUCACCGAAGAUCAGUUUCUUAUUCUUCUUGAGAGUGAUGCCAUUAAUGUUGCAUGCCAGGACACCAGUUUGGUUGUUGAUAGUGGAGUUACUACUCAUGCUACAUCGCAGCGGAAUUUGUUCACUACCUAUACUCCAAGUAGUUAUGGUUCUGUGAAGAUGGAUAAUGAUGUAGUGGCCAAAGUUGCUGGCAUGAGUGAUAUUUGCUUGGAGACUAGUGUUGGUAUUAGAGUUUUGCUUAAGGGAGUUAAGCAUGUCCCAUAUAUUAGGGGUUUUAGGGUUCUUAAAUUCCAAAAUCGAUUUGAGAAAGAAGAAUGUACUGUAGCAAACAGUAACUUCCGUUAG